Verticillium dahliae VdLs.17 is the source of this 1011-nucleotide messenger RNA. Its product is annotated as exosome complex exonuclease RRP43. Bases 1 to 1011 code for a protein of 336 amino acids. The record is from RefSeq and is a predicted model, not a curated record. The transcript has a single exon. Gene Ontology annotation, cellular component: cytoplasmic exosome (RNase complex); nuclear exosome (RNase complex). Lineage: Eukaryota; Fungi; Ascomycota; Sordariomycetes; Glomerellales; Plectosphaerellaceae. Gene Ontology annotation, biological process: exonucleolytic trimming to generate mature 3'-end of 5.8S rRNA from tricistronic rRNA transcript (SSU-rRNA, 5.8S rRNA, LSU-rRNA); TRAMP-dependent tRNA surveillance pathway; U4 snRNA 3'-end processing.
AUGGCCACGCCCCAAGGUCUCCCCCGCGAGACCUUCGCCAAACUCUCCCCACACCCAUACCUUCUCGCCAAUCUUCAGACUCCCCAAGCGGCGGGCGCAACGACACCGACGCGUAGUAACGGUCGGGCGCCCCACGAAGCUCGCACUCCCAACAUCAACACGUCCACUCUGACCCACGCUCACGGCAGCGCCCUUGUCCGGAUCGGCGACAACACCGUCAUCUGUGGCAUCCGCGGCGAGAUCCUCCCGACCGCCAACAUUCCCAACUAUCGUGCCUCCAUCCGCGACAGCGACGAUGGUGGCCGCGCCGAGCUCCGAGACUACGACCUCCUCGUUCCCAACAUUGAGCUGGCUACCGGUUCGGCACCCCAAUUCCUGCCCGGUGUGCCCCCGACGAACCUCGCCCAGACUUUGAGCACCCGUGUCUUCUCGCUACUUCACUCCUCUGGCCUCGUCAACGCCGACGACCUGAGGAUAUGGCACACGCGCCCAGCCGAGAACACAGGCUACAGCGCCGCAGAUGACGAAGACGAUGACAUGGGCGAGCUGGAGGCCGGCGAGAGGGUCGUCAUCGCGUACUGGGUGCUCUACAUCGACAUAUACUUCAUCUCGUUCGACGGCAACCCGUUUGACGCUGCCUGGGCUGCUAUGCUAGCUGCACUGCGGAACACAAAGCUGCCGGCGGCACGGUGGGACCAGGACCGCGAGAUUGUCGUCUGCUCGCGUGCAGAGCAGAAGCCUCUGACACUGUCAGGCUUCCCCAUUGCCACUUCGGCUGCCGUCUUCCAAGGCAAAGAGCCCGGCCGCUUCUGGACAUUGGUGGACCCGGACCGCCUGGAGGAAACUCUGUGCCGCGAGAAUUUGACGGUUGUCGUGGACAAGAACGGCGGCGAGACGAGACUCCUCUCAGUGUCCAAGCACGGCGGCACAACGUUACAGCCGAAGCUUGUCGGAGAGUUUGUGGCUGUCGCAGAGAGGCGGUGGGACGAGUUCCGUCGUGUGAUGGCCUGA